Molecule: messenger RNA, 2367 nt
Organism: Colletotrichum truncatum
Lineage: Eukaryota; Fungi; Ascomycota; Sordariomycetes; Glomerellales; Glomerellaceae
Product: glycoside hydrolase family 29 protein
Biological process (GO): fucose metabolic process; glycoside catabolic process
Cellular component (GO): lysosome
Molecular function (GO): alpha-L-fucosidase activity
Source: RefSeq, a predicted model, not a curated record
AUGAAGGCGUUUGAAAACUUAAGGGUCAUCCUGCUCAUAGCUGAGGCCAGCGUUGCGUGGGCAGCAAAUUGUUCAUCUACCAAGGGGACCGCAGUCCAUUUAGAUCUUUCAUCACAGUUCAACAAUAAAGCUUUCGGCACGAAACCCGGCGAAGCUUCCUUCGAUGUCUUGAACCAGUCCUAUCCAGCACCCUCAAUCGGCCCUGAAUUCACCUCGUCAGACACGGGCAUCACCUACAGCUUCCCCGGCUACACCGGAGCUGAAAAGUCCGACAACAUCAUCUGCGCCGGCCAAAAACUGCCUGUUCCCGAAGAUGCUUAUUUCUCAGCUUCGUUUCUCGUCGCGGGAGACGUCGAAGGCGCUACAGUCAGUGGAAACGUGUCUUUCACAUACUCUGACAACACAACGUCCGAAUAUGAACUCCGCACACUCAACUGGUUUAGCUUUUUGACCAUCAACCGCGGAGAGAUUAUCUUCCCGAGCCGCUUCACGCCCAAUGGCUCGGAUUUCAAUACGUCGCACAUCUUUGAGCGCAGUGCUGCGCUGCCGACGGGGAAGAAGCUUAGUUCCAUCACUUUGCCUGUGAAGAACAAUGCGACCGAAGGCCGGCUACACAUCUUCGCUAUUUCGUUAUGGCAAUCUUCUGACGUGAGUGUUCAGUCAGUGCGACCGACGCAGAAGUGGAUCGGAAACGGUACCCAAAUAGUUGAGGUCACGGUCAACAAUGCCGGGUCGAAGUGCGUGGCUGGUGAUGGCCUCAAUGUUACCCUAUCGGGUAACGGGUACAAGACAGUGAGGGCGGGAUACACCAAGCGCCUGUGCCCUGGUGACCAGAAAGUAAUCGCCGUUGGAGUCGAAGGUUCCUCUGAAGGGCCGUCCACUGCUGUUGUAGAACUUUUUGACGGAGCAACACGGAGGACGACAUCGGUUGACCUUGUCGAAGUCGGCCUGAAGGAAUGGACACCUGACCUGGACAGUUUAUCCAAACAUGAGAGCCCAGACUGGUUUGAUGAAGCCAAGUACGGCAUCUUCAUUCAUUGGGGUCCUUAUUCUGUCGCAGGCUGGGGCAACUCAACUCCUUAUGAGAGUUAUGCGGAGUGGUUUUGGUGGUAUUCCACGCAUCACCCGGAAGGCGACCGCUCCAAUUUUUACGGGUACCGCCUCGAAACAUAUGGUCCCGAAUGGGCGUACGACGACACGUUUCCCGAGUUCACAGCCUCCAAGUUUGAUGCGAAGGAAUGGGUUGAUCUGUUCGCCGAUGCAGGUGCCAAGUACUUUGUCAUCACCACCAAGCAUCAUGACGGAUUCGCCAUAUUCGAUGCAGGACAAACGUCUAAUCGCUCCGCCAUCCACUAUGGUCCAAAGCGUGAUCUCUUGAAGGAACUCUUCAACGCCGCAGAGACGCAUCAGCCCUCCCUCAAGAGAGGAACCUACUUUUCUCUCCCAGAAUGGUUCAACCCGGACUUUGGGCCUUACGGAUUUGUCCAGUUCCCAACCCCAGAGGCGGUCUCUUGGCCAGGUACCCUAGCGCCGAACCCUUAUACCGGGGAGCCGGAGCCCUAUACCGGCCACGUCCCUGUCGAGGACUUCAUCGCAGACCUGAUGGUGCCGCAGAUGGAGACUUUGGCGUUCGAUUACAAGACGGACAUCAUGUGGUGCGACUGCGGCGCUGCGAAUGGCACUGCAGCAUUCGCUGCCAACUGGUGGAAUAAGGCGCGCGCAGAGGAUCGGCAAGUCGCGAUCAACUCCCGCUGUGGUAUUCCUGAGGCGGCCGACUUUGACACGCCCGAAUACCAAACCAUUGCCUCAGCACAGCGGCGUAAGUGGGAGAGCAACAGGGGAAUGGAUCCUUACUCGUACGGCUACAACCGCGCCACGAAGCCUGAAGAGUACAUGAAUGCCAGUACCAUCGUAUACUCCCUCGUCGACAUGGUAUCGAAGAAUGGCAACUUUCUGCUGGAUAUUGGGCCUCGGGCGGAUGGAACAAUCGUCCAAGCAGAGAUGGAUAAUCUGCGCGAGGCAGGCAAGUGGAUCAAGGCUCACGGUGAAGCCAUCUUCAAUACCACCUACUGGUUUAUCCAGAGUGAGAUUAUCGGAGGGCCAGAAGUGAGAUUUACUCAAACAGACGAGGCGUUCUACGCGAUUUUCUUGGAGAAGCCAAAGGUUGUUGAUGGUUGGGUAAGUAUUGCAGCACCGAUCCCGAUUGUGGACGGCGAUGUGGUCAGUCUCUUAGGAGUCGGAGGAGGGACCGCGCUUGAGUGGAAGUCAAUCGUAGCUGGAGAUAGUCACGAACUGAAGGUGAAGAUUGAUGAGGCCCUGAUUGAGGAAGAUGAGUUUGGCUGGGUAUUCAAGGUUCUGUACGUAUGA